AUGGAGAACUGUUGUGAAGGCGUAGGAAAUUUUUUUGGCCGUCAAAAGAACACCAAUAUUCGUGUUCGUCUGCCGGCAGUCUGCUUCAUCUGGCAGAUUGCUAUGAUUAUACUAUUUGGAGUUUUCGUCCGGUAUGAUCAUGAGUCAGAUGUACAGAAAUGGAUAGCGUACAAACAAAGUCACAACAUCACCAGCGAUAUUGAAAAUGACUUCUACUUCAGAUAUCCCAGCUUUCAGGACGUCCACGUCAUGAUCUUUGUUGGAUUUGGUUUCCUCAUGACCUUCCUGAAACGCUACAGCUUCAGUGCUGUGGGCUUCAACUUCCUGAUCGCUGCCUUUGGUGUGCAGUGGGCUCUUCUCAUGCAAGGCUGGUUCCACACGCUUGACCCCAACACCGGGAAAAUCUAUAUCGGAAUAGAAAGUCUGAUUAACGCAGACUUCUGCGUCGCCAGCUCUCUGAUUGCCUACGGUGCCAUCCUGGGAAAAGUAAGCCCCGUCCAGCUGAUGGUUGUCACCUUAUUUGGCGUCACGCUAUUUGCUGUGGAGGAAUACAUCAUCCUCGACCUUCUUCAUUGCAGAGAUGCUGGUGGCUCCAUGACCAUUCACGCCUUCGGAGGGUACUAUGGUUUGGCCAUCUCCAGGGUCCUCUACCGACCAAACCUACACCAAAGCAAACGCCUCAAUGGAUCGGUCUACCACUCUGAUGUCUUUGCCAUGAUAGGUACACUGUUUCUGUGGAUGUUCUGGCCCAGUUUCAACUCGGCCAUCACACACCAUGGCGACGGACAGCUCAGAACAGUCAUCAACACUUACCUCUCCCUCGCUGCCUCUGUUCUCACUGCAGUGGCCAUCUCUAGCAUGUCUCAGAAAAGAGGAAAACUGGACAUGGAGCAUAUCCAAAAUGCCACUCUGGCAGGUGGUGUUGCCAUGGGAACAUCAGGAGAGUUCAUGAUCACGCCUUAUGGUUCACUAAUCGUGGGUUUCUGCUGUGGCAUCAUCUCCACCUUUGGCUACAUAUUUAUCACGCCCUUUUUGGAGAAAUACCUCAAGAUCCAUGAUACAUGUGGUGUCCACAACCUGCAUGCUAUGCCAGGGAUGCUCGGCGGAUUUACAGGUGCCAUUGUUGCUGCAGCCGCCAGUGUAGAGGUCUAUGGCAAACAGGGGUUGAUCGAUACAUUUGGCUUUGAAGGCGAUUUUGCAACCAGAUCUGUGUUAACCCAGGGAGGCUUCCAGGCUGCUGGCACAUGUGUGGCUAUUGCAUUUGGACUUGUUGGAGGAGCAGUUGUUGGUUUAAUUCUGAAGUUCCCCAUUUGGGGUGACCCUGCUGAUGACAACUGCUAUGAUGAUGAAGUUUACUGGGAGGUUCCUGAGGAUGAGGAGACCAUCCCUCCUGUUUUGGAGUACAACAACCACAUGAUACACAAGCACCAAGACAUAUCUGAGUCAAACUUCUCUGUGGAGCAAAGUUAAAGGUCAACACCCUCAUAUCACAUGGAACUUAAUACAACUGUUAUACAACACUAAUUCAUGAAGGAGCAACGCUGAAAUUCAAUUUUACAAGAAAGGAACAAUAUUUUUGACACACAGGUCCUCUGCCACUCGUCUUGCACCAUUUACACAUGAUACAUUUGUCUAACACCUUUGCCAUUGAUUGGAAGCUUAAUGUUACAACGAUGGAGACCAAAUAUCUCAUUAAUCGAAAAGUUAUCCUGAAUCAAAACUGUUAUUAUUUUAGAAGGAAAUUUUAAACUAUAUUUGCUUUCUCUUUCACUUUGAUUGAAACGUUAUAUUAUUUGCAGAUGCAUAAUGAUAUCAUGAGAAGUCAACUGGUUAUAAUGCACAGAAGAACUGAGAAAAGUUUGUAGAUAUCUUAUUGUACAUCUUUUAUCUUUAAGGAUAAUUUAAUGUAUUAUUACAUUUUUAUUGAUAAUGUUUGCCAUUUUAUUUGUUAUAAAUGAAAAGUCUAUUAACAUACAGUUUAUUUAGUUGUGCAUGCAAAUAAGAAGGCGUUAAGUGAAUAAUCAAUGUUUUUUGUGCAGCCAAAUUAGGCAAUUUUUUUUAUUGUAUGUCUUACUUAGUUAUUUCUUUCAAAUAAUGUAUAGGUCUUUGUAAGCUGCAUGUACGUAU
Molecule: messenger RNA, 2127 nt
Organism: Perca flavescens (yellow perch)
Lineage: Eukaryota; Metazoa; Chordata; Actinopteri; Perciformes; Percidae
Gene: rhcga
Product: Rh family, C glycoprotein a
Exons: 11
Coding region: 1-1470 (489 amino acids)
Biological process (GO): ammonium transmembrane transport; ammonium homeostasis
Cellular component (GO): plasma membrane
Molecular function (GO): ammonium channel activity
Source: RefSeq, a predicted model, not a curated record